This is a messenger RNA of Penicillium roqueforti, 402 nucleotides long. RefSeq names its product signal recognition particle 14 kDa protein. Bases 1 to 402 code for a protein of 133 amino acids. Gene Ontology annotation, cellular component: signal recognition particle, endoplasmic reticulum targeting. The record is from RefSeq and is a predicted model, not a curated record. NCBI's taxonomy places the organism in Eukaryota, Fungi, Ascomycota, Eurotiomycetes, Eurotiales, Aspergillaceae. Gene Ontology annotation, molecular function: 7S RNA binding; endoplasmic reticulum signal sequence receptor activity. The transcript has 2 exons. Gene Ontology annotation, biological process: SRP-dependent cotranslational protein targeting to membrane.
AUGGCCCCACAUUUGGGACACGACGAGUUCUUCAAAUCUCUUGCAGAUCUGCUCUCCAAAACCUCCCAAAAUCUUCAUGGCUCGGUCAAUCUCACUCAAAAACCUCUCAUCGAUGUGCCCGGCGCCACUACCACAAACUCCCAACCAUCUAUCCUCAUCCGAGCAACUGAUGGAAACACCAAUACACCGAACCCCAAGAAUGCAAGCGAGGCAACCAAGAUCAGCAUGAAAAGGGCAUCAAAGGUCAAGCUCUCGACGAUUGUCAGCCCCGAUGAUAUUGAGGCCUUCUACGUUCGCUAUGCCGAGGUCUGCAAGACAGGAAUGACUGGGUUGAAGAAGCGAGAUCGCCGAGGCCGCAAGGCCAAGACCAAGGGCGGAGCUGCUAAGGUCACAAAAGCAUAG